Molecule: messenger RNA, 1838 nt
Organism: Astyanax mexicanus (Mexican tetra)
Lineage: Eukaryota; Metazoa; Chordata; Actinopteri; Characiformes; Acestrorhamphidae
Exons: 6
Coding region: 344-1219 (291 amino acids)
Cellular component (GO): cytoplasm
Source: RefSeq, a predicted model, not a curated record
ACAAGCUCACACACUCACACACACUUCACUCACUCUAGUGCACUCAGACCCAGCUCCGCUCUAGCUGACUCAACUCAGUUCCUCUCUCUCUCUCUCUCUCUCUCUCAUCAGGCUCAGGAUAACUCCUGAACUGUGUGGUAGAGGAAUGAGCAGAGCCCAAACUACUCAAACAGCGCCAACCGCAGGGGAACAGUGGUAACUUCAUCUCAGAGAGAGGACACAUUUAGAGAAGCACUUCUGUGGGAAGUGUUCUGUUUACCUGCAAACACACCUAUACACACACUCACACACACUUUCACCCAGCAGUUCAGACCAGUCCCCCCACACACACACACACUCCACCAUGCUGCAGCAGAUCCUAGCAGAUAUGUACAUCGAGCCGGAGAUCCUGGAGGCUCUGAACGAAGAGCAGAAGAAGACUCUGUUUCUGAAGAUGAGGGAAGAGCAGGUGCGGCGGUGGAAGGAAAGAGAGGAGAAGGAGGGCAAAGAGGGGAGGAAGGAGAAGCCCAAGCCAAAGAAAGGCCCUUGUAAGACUGUGAGCUGGCUCCUGGGUCAAGAUGGAGAAGUGCACGUCUGCAUUAUUGGAGAGCCGGACGAGCUGAAGUCACCUAAACUCCUCUUGUCUGAACUCAGGGACCGAAAUGGAACCAGCAAAAUCAACAGACCUCAGGCUACAGAGCCACUCAAAAGCAGCCUGGCCAGCAUACCGGUCCAGCAAGCCAGCACUGCACCAGGCAUAGAACUGCUGCUGAAAAAAGCAGAGGAGAUGGAGCACUCAGACUCUGUACCAGACAGCCUGAAACAGGACAGCGAUUCUGACUCGCAGGACGACCUGAAGGACCAAAAGGACGACUCGGACUCCUCAGAGUCCUCAAACACCUCAAACACCUCCCCGAGCGACCACAACAGUGACCUGGCCCUUCCCAAACCCCACCGGACAGACAGAGGCACGUCUGUAACAGAGAGACUCAACCAGCUGAACCUACAGAGAAAUGCCCAGGUGCAGCUGCCUGUCACCAACAAGCCCCGCCCACAGGACACGCCCACACAGGACAAAGGAUUGGCAAAUGAGCAGGUGAUCAGCUCGUCUUAUGGAAGCCGCGUGGCUCAGCUGAGGAGGAACUUCAACGCACCCAACGCCAAAACCACUUCGCCAUGCGCCAAACCGCCCAUCCCCAUCAAACCCGCUCAUCUGCUGACCUCCACUUCGGCCAGAUGAGCACAUCCACCCAGCAAAUCGGCUCAUCUGCUGGCCUCCGUCGCCAUCAGAUAAGCCCUGCACACACAGAGAGCGGUCUAAGCUGUGGACUGUCGUUAACUUGAUGUUACAAAACCUGUAAAUAAACCUCCAUGAACAAAAAGCAGAGCGACGGACUCGUGCACCAUUCGCUACCAGCUACCUUCUUUCUCCCUGGGCUGAUGUACAGAUACGCAGCAGCACAGGGGGCCUGUACAUAUGGUGGGAGAGAACGAGGGCGAGAGAGAGAGGGGUAGUGUAUAUGAAGCCAAAAUCCUCUCAAUCUCUGCACUGCACUGCAGCACAUCAUCUCCGAAGGGUCAACACACACACACACACACACACACACAGCCUUGGCUUUCAUGUCUUGGCCUGCCUUCCUGUAUCUAGUUUUCACAAGGUAUGGCGUCCACUGUCCAGUGGGCUGAGUUUUGUGCUAAUUCUUUUAUGUAUUCGUGUCCGAGUUUUUUUGACACGGUCAGUUCUCCUGAAGGGAAGAAAGACCAAAGGUGUUUUCUACUCUUUGUAUAAUCUAAUGUGCUUUUUGUAAAUGAUGUCGCACUGUAAUAAAAACAUGAAAAUAAAACUUUGUAAUAUUUCA